CGGACACUGAGAGGAAGUAGUACAAUAGCAGCAGCUUUGGAAAAAGGAAUAUUAUAUACAUCGAGGGAAUCUGUAACGGUUAACCGGGACAGUGUCGCUUCUCUAUCCACAAAGACAGCUGCUCUUACAGGACUUACACAUACUAGCUGCGGUGUAGCUGUGGGGUGCAAUGGAGGAUGGGAAGCCUGUUUGGGCGCCCCACCCAACCGAUGGGUUCCAGCUGGGCAUGAUAGUGGACAUCGGUGCAGACACACUCACCAUAGAACCUCUGAAUCAGCGAGGAAAGACCUUCCUGGCUCCCAUCAACCAAGUCUUCCCUGCUGAGGAUGAUGUGAACAAACAUGUGGAAGACAACUGUUCUCUUAUGUAUUUGAACGAGGCCACACUUCUGAACAACAUUUGUAUCCGUUACAGCAAAGACUUGAUCUAUACUUUUGUGGCUAACAUCCUGAUUGCCGUGAACCCGUAUUUUGACAUCCCUAAAUUCUACACCCCAGAGUCCAUCAAGAGCUAUCAGGGACGCUCUUUGGGGACACUGGCUCCUCAUGUCUACGCUAUCGCGGAUAAGGCCUACAGGGAUAUGAAGGUUCUGAAGAUGAGUCAGUCCAUCAUUGUGUCUGGAGAAUCUGGUGCUGGAAAAACAGAAAACACAAAGUUUGUUCUCAGGUAUUUAACCACAUCUUAUGGCACAUGUCAGGACAUAGAUGAGAGAAUUGUUGAAGCCAACCCCCUACUUGAGGCUUUUGGAAAUGCAAAGACGGUCAGGAACAACAACAGCAGCCGUUUUGGAAAAUUUGUGGAAAUUCACUUUAAUGAGAAGAAUGCAGUUGUGGGCGGAUUUGUCUCACACUAUCUGUUGGAGAAGUCUCGGAUUUGCAUGCAAAGUCCGGAAGAGCGAAACUAUCAUAUAUUUUACAGGCUCUGUGCAGGGGCAUCAGAGGACAUCAGGAAUAUGCUUCAUCUCAACUCUCCGGACAACUUCCGGUAUUUGAAUGGCGGCUGCACUCGAUACUUUGCAAACAAGGACUCAGAUAAACAGAUUAUGCAAAACAGGAAAAGUCCUGAGCAUGGGAAAGCAGGGGCUCUGAAAGACCCUUUGCUGGAUGACCUGGGAGACUUCAACAGGAUGGUGGUGGCCAUGAAGAAAAUCGGCCUGGAUGACACAGAGAAGCUCAAUCUCUUCAGAGUGGUGGCUGGAGUCCUUCAUCUCGGCAAUAUCGACUUUGAGGAGACAGGAAGCACCUCUGGUGGCUGCAUUCUGAAGAAACAGUCCGGUCAGACUCUGGAAUACUGUGCCGACCUGUUGGGCCUGGACCAGGACGACUUGAGAGUCAGCCUCACCACCAGGGUCAUGCUCACCACUUCAGGGGGCGCCAAAGGCACAGUCAUCAAGGUGCCUCUUAAGGUGGAACAGGCCAACAAUGCCCGUGAUGCCCUCGCCAAAACAGUUUACAGCCGGCUCUUUGAUCAUGUGGUCAAACGGGUCAACCAGUGCUUCCCCUUUGAUACGUCCUCCAACUUCAUCGGCGUCUUGGACAUUGCUGGCUUUGAGUAUUUCGAGCACAACAGCUUUGAGCAAUUCUGCAUCAACUAUUGUAAUGAAAAACUGCAGCAGUUUUUUAAUGAACGCAUACUGAAAGAGGAGCAAGAGCUAUAUCAGAAGGAAGGCCUGGGAGUGAAUGAAGUUCAUUAUGUGGAUAACCAGGACUGCAUAGAUCUGGUUGAGGCAAAGUUGGUGGGUAUCUUGGAUAUUCUGGAUGAGGAGAACCGUCUUCCCCAGCCCAGUGAUCAGCACUUUGCAGAGGCAGUUCACAGCAAGCAUAAAGAUCAUUUCCGCCUCACUGUGCCCAGGAAGUCCAAGCUUACAAUCCACAGGAAUCUGAGAGAUGACGAAGGUUUCAUCAUAAGACAUUUUGCUGGUGCUGUGUGCUAUGAGACUACCCAGUUUGUGGAGAAGAAUAAUGAUGCCCUACACAUGUCCUUGGAGAGCCUGGUGUGUGAGUCGAAGGACAAGUUUAUCCGGGAUCUCUUUGAGAACAACUCCAGUUCCAGGGACUCCAAGCAGAAGGCUGGCAAGCUCAGCUUUAUCAGUGUGGGAAACAAAUUCAAGACCCAGCUGAACAUUCUGCUUGAAAAGCUUCGCAGUACAGGCUCUAGUUUCAUCCGUUGUGUGAAGCCCAAUCUGAAGAUGGUCAGCCACCAGUUUGAAGGAGCCCAGAUUCUGUCUCAGCUGCAGUGCUCCGGCAUGGUAUCAGUGCUGGACCUGAUGCAGGGCGGCUUCCCUUCCCGAGCUCCAUUCCACGAGCUUUACAACAUGUACAAGCAGUACAUGCCCAGCAAACUCACAAGACUGGAUCCUCGACUCUUCUGCAAAGCUCUGUUUAAAGCACUGGGCCUAAACGAGAACGAUUACAAGUUUGGAUUGACCCGAGUUUUCUUCCGCCCUGGAAAGUUUGCAGAGUUUGACCAGAUCAUGAAGUCUGAUCCGGAGCACCUGGCUGAGCUUGUAAAACAGGUCAAUAAGUGGCUGGUGUGCAGCCGAUGGAAGAAGAUCCAGUGGUGCUCGCUGUCAGUCAUUAAAUUGAGAAACAAAAUGAAGUACAGGGCCAGAGCCUGCAUCAAGAUUCAAAAGACAGUUCGCAUGUGGCUGUGCAAAAGACGACACAAGGCUCGCAUUGAUGGCUUGGUGAAAGUGAAAAAUUUGAGGAAUAGGAUGGAGAAGUUCAACGAGGCUGUCAAUGGACUCAAGGAGGGCAAACAGGAGAUGAGCAAGCAGGUUGAGGAACUGGCCACCUCCACCGAUGCCCUCAUGUCUAAGAUUAAGUCCACGGUGAUGAGCCGCAAAGAAAUUGAUCAGGAAUACGAGGGCCUGGUGAAACGCUCAGAGCAGCUCCUCUUCUCCAUGCAGAAGAAGAAGCAGGAGCAGGAGGAGAUGGAGAGACUCAAGCACAUCCAGGAGGACAUGGAGAAAGAGAGGAAGAGACGCGAGGAAGACGAGCAGUUGCGCAAACAGGAGGAAGAGGACCGCCGCAUGAAAGCUGAGAUGGAGCAGAAGAGGAAACAGGAGGAGGAGGAGAGAAAAAAAAGAGAAGAGGAAGAGCGAGUCAUGCAGGCGGAACUGGAGAUGCAGCUGGCAUUGGAGCGAGAGGAAGAGACUCAGAGACAGACAGUGUUGGAACAGGAGAGAAGGGACAGAGAGCUGGCCAUGAGAAUCGCUCAGAGCGAGGCAGAACUCAUCCAGGAUGAAGCCCAAAUGGACCCCAGCUUGCGCAGUGAUGGUACCACAGGUCUUUGGUUCUUCACAGAGACGGGUGUGCAGGUACAGGCCAACAAGGUGGCGUCUGGGGUGAAGAAAUAUGACCUGAGCAAGUGGAAGUACGCUGAGCUGCGAGACGCAAUCAACACCUCCUGUGAUAUAGAGCUGCUGGCAGCAUGCCGUGAGGAAUUUCAUCGUCGUCUGAAGGUUUACCAUGCCUGGAAAUCAAAGAACAAGAAGCGAAACACAGAUACAGAGAUGAGGGCCCCCAAAUCUGUCACUGACUAUGCUCAGCAGAACCCUGCUCCGCCCAUCCCAGCCCGGCAGCAAGAGAUCACAAUGAACCGACAGCAACGUUACUUUCGCAUUCCCUUCAUCCGCCCCGCUGACCAGUACAAAGACCCACAGAACAAGAAAAAGGGCUGGUGGUACGCUCACUUUGAUGGACCUUGGAUUGCCCGGCAGAUGGAGCUUCAUCCAGACAAGCAGCCAAUCCUCUUGGUAGCAGGUAAGGAUGACAUGGAGAUGUGUGAGCUAAGUCUAGAGGAGACCGGGCUUACACGAAAACGUGGAGCAGAGAUCCUGCCACGGCAGUUUGAAGAGAUCUGGGAGCGUUGUGGCGGAAUCCAAUACUUGAGAAACGCCAUCGAAAGCAAGCAAGCUCGACCCACCUACGCGACCGCUAUGCUCCAGAACCUCCUCAAAUAAAGAUCACCCA
Molecule: messenger RNA, 3974 nt
Organism: Myxocyprinus asiaticus (Chinese sucker)
Lineage: Eukaryota; Metazoa; Chordata; Actinopteri; Cypriniformes; Catostomidae
Product: unconventional myosin-VI-like
Exons: 33
Coding region: 170-3964 (1264 amino acids)
Biological process (GO): vesicle transport along actin filament; actin filament organization; inner ear auditory receptor cell differentiation
Cellular component (GO): myosin complex; actin cytoskeleton; ruffle
Molecular function (GO): microfilament motor activity; ATP binding; actin filament binding
Source: RefSeq, a predicted model, not a curated record